UUUACAGUUCAGCUUUAUGGGUCCCAAGCUCUAUGUGAACACAAUUCCGGUAGAUGUGGGUAAGAGGCCGGUUACUGGACUUCGACUUUACUUGGAGGGAAAAAGAAGCAACUGCUUUGCUAUCCAUUUGCAGCACCUUUCCUCUCUACCUAAAAGCUUCCAACUUCAGGAUGAACUAAAUGGAAACUCCCGUAACUCUUAUGACCGCAGGUACUAUGAAAACGUCCAUUGGAAGAGCUUUUCUCAUGUAUGCACUGCCCCUGUCGAAUCAGAUGAGGAUCUGUCCAUUGUUACUGGGGCCCAAUUUGAAGUCAGGGAGUCUGGUCUGAGAAAAGUUCUCUUCUUAGGCCUUCAAUUCUCCAAAGUUACUGGUGCCAUAGCAGUGAAGAGACCUGAAUGGGAUGGUUCUCCCGUCGUGACCCAAAAAUCUGGACUUAUCUCCACCUUGAUCAGCUCACAUCUUUCAACGAGCCAGAAACCCGCGCCACAGCCAGCUGAUGUGAACAUCAAUUCUGCUGUAUACCCGGGCGGCCCACCGGUGCCAGCACAGACGCCUAAACUUCUUAGGUUUAUUGAUACGACAGAGAUGACAAGGGGACCACAGGACCCACCCGGGUAUUGGGUCGUUUCUGGGGCAAGACUGAAUGUUGAUAGGGGGAAGAUAUCACUGCGUGUCAAGUACUCACUCUUAACUAUGGUUUUACCUGAUGAAGAGGUGCCAUUGCAGUCCUAGAAAGCUAUCGGUCAGUAUAAAUUGAAGGAAGGAUGAUAAAUACUACUACAAAGAGAAAACGGGUUGGUGGUAAUUGUUUCUGAUGUGAAAAGAAGCAAAUUUGUCCUUUUACAACUUGUGGAGGAGUUUAUCAAGAUAUAUGUAAGACGAGAAUUCGUGGGGAUUUGUGGAGGUCAUUGUUAAUUAAAUUUGUCCUCUGAAUGCUUUAUUUGUUUGUACAUUUUCAUGCUGUUGCAGAUGUUGUGGUUACUUGUAAUUUGGUUUUUGUCAUGGAUGUGGUCAUUUGGAUCUAAGGAAUUCUUUCACUCUGCAAAUUAAAGAUUCAGU
Molecule: messenger RNA, 1060 nt
Organism: Cornus florida
Lineage: Eukaryota; Viridiplantae; Streptophyta; Magnoliopsida; Cornales; Cornaceae
Product: MACPF domain-containing protein At4g24290-like
Exons: 2
Coding region: 17-733 (238 amino acids)
Biological process (GO): plant-type hypersensitive response; regulation of salicylic acid mediated signaling pathway
Cellular component (GO): plasma membrane
Source: RefSeq, a predicted model, not a curated record